AUGCGAGAAUUUGGUAAAUUUGGUCCGUUAAUAGGAACUGUAGAUGAGGGAACCUCGAAUGUGAAAUUUUUGGUAUUUGCAGCUAAUACAUCUGAGGUGUUAACAUUUCAUCAGGUAUCUUUAAAUCGGUUUAGUCCCCAAGAAGGGUGGAUUGAACAAGAUGCCUUAGAAAUCUUCAAUGCUGUUUUGGAAUGUAUAGAGGUUGCUGUUGACAACUUAAAAAAAUUAGAUAUUGAUCCUGGUGAUAUUGUGGGCAUAGGUAUAACAAACCAAAGAGAAACAACAAUUGUAUGGAAUUCUAUGACAGGGGAACCUUUGUACAGUGCUAUAGUGUGGUCAGAUAACCUUACCGGAGGGUGUAAUGGAGGAGUACAUGCUACAGAUGUUACCAAUGCCUCACGCACUCAACUCAUGUCAUUAAGAAGUUUACAAUGGGACAAUAGAUUGCUAAGAUUUUUUGAUAUUCCAAUACAAAUACUGCCAAAGAUUAAAAGUUCCUCUGAAAUAUAUGGUUAUAUUUCUACGGGAUCUCUUCUUGGUACUCCAAUUGCUGGGUGCUUGGGAGAUCAACAAGCAGCUCUCAUUGGUCAGAACUGCAUGAGUUUUGGUCAAGCCAAAUGUACAUUUGGAACAGGAUGUUUUUUGUUAUAUAAUACAGGAGAGUCAAUUGUGCACUCACAAAAUGGGCUACUCACUACUGUAGCUUUUAAAUUGGGACCCGAUGCACCUCCAAUUUAUGCUUUGGAAGGAUCCGUAGCAGUGGCAGGAGACACAUUACAGUGGUUGCAGGAUGGUUUAGAAAUUCUAAAUGAUAUAUCGGAUUCUGAGACGCAAGCUGCAGAAGUGAAUGAUGAUGAAGAGGGUAACAUAUGCUUUGUACCUGCUUUUAAUGGUUUAUUCUCGCCAUACUGGAAAAAAGAUGCACGGGGGAUCAUUUGUGGGCUGAGCGGUAGAACGCGAAGCGCGCACAUGGUCCGUGCUGCCUUGGAGGCGGUGUGUCAACAAACGCGCGCCCUUUGCGACGCGAUGGCGGCCGACAGCGCGCCGCUACGCCGCCUACUCGCCGACGGUGGCGCCGCUCAAAACUCGCAGCUAAUGCAAAUGCAAGCCGACAUCGUCGGUAUACCUGUAAUACGUCCGUUGAUGACGGAAAGUACGGCGCUCGGUGCGGCAAUAGCGGCGGGCAGGGCGCUCGGGGUUUGGCCAUCGACAACGCCGAGUCCGCCCGCAGAUACCUUUAUACCAGCUAUAUCUAGUGAAGAAAGGGAAGUCCGGCGAGUGCGAUGGGAAGCGGCGCUCAACAGGUGCAUGGGAUGGGCCACCGGUGACAGUGAUCAGCACAAAAUUGAAACUGAUGAGGUUGACAAUACAACAGCGGUACUGCCUCCUGGCCUUUUCUUUCUUGGCACAGCUUUGUUAGUGGUGAUAGCUGACAAAUUGAAGAUUAUU
This is a messenger RNA of Iphiclides podalirius (scarce swallowtail), 1449 nucleotides long. The record is from the annotation of a GenBank genome assembly. Lineage: Eukaryota; Metazoa; Arthropoda; Insecta; Lepidoptera; Papilionidae.